Messenger RNA from Sparassis crispa, 1218 nucleotides. RefSeq lists its product as hypothetical. The coding region runs from base 1 to 1218 and encodes 405 amino acids. The transcript has 13 exons. NCBI's taxonomy places the organism in Eukaryota, Fungi, Basidiomycota, Agaricomycetes, Polyporales, Sparassidaceae. The record is from RefSeq and is a predicted model, not a curated record. Gene Ontology annotation, biological process: lipid metabolic process.
AUGAAACAUAGGGACGAUAACGAAGAGGACAAGGACGAGUCCGAGGAGCAAAACGAUCAGGAAAAGGACGGGACGGGGAACAAGACGGCGAAGCUGAUCUGCGUCCUGAAGACGUGGGGUGAUGUGGGGGACAACUAUGAGCUCCAUGAAAUAUCUGCAUCGCAUUUACCAGCCCACAAUAUGUUUAACUCGUGCGCAACUUGUCGCCACCAAGACUGGAAUGGUGACAACGAAACCACGCAAUUCUCGCAGCUUAAUAUGAGGCUCACUAGUGGCCGCUGUUGCAACUCGGAGACCACACGGUACGGUCCGAAGUCGUGGAAGCAGUCUCUACGACAGUAUAAGAAUUCAUCAUUCUCAGCUCUUGAUGUCGCUCUCCUGACGGCUCUACCUGUCAUUAGUGCCACCCCUACUGGUCUCGAUAAUUUGGCCAGGCGUCAAGCGAUCACCACGCUCUUAGAGAGUCAGAUCAACUACUUCACGCCGUACACUUUGUAUGCUAGUGCAGCCUAUUGCCCUUCUGUCGAGUUGGCGGUAUGGGCCUGCGGAGUUAACUGCCAAGCUGUUCCUCAGUUUGAGCCCGUGGCUGCGGGAGGGGAUGGUAACCUCGUCCAGUACUGGUAUGUGGGCUUUGACCCGACACUCGAUAGUGUGAUCAUGGCACACCAAGGGACUGACCCUGUGGCUCUUCUCGCCGAUCUCACAGAUGGUAAUCUCAUCCAGGAAGAACUGGAUUCCACCCUCUUUCCUGGACUGAGCACCGACAUCCUAGUGCACAGCGGAUUCGCCAAUGAACAGUCUCUAACUGCCGCAGACGUUCUUCACGAUCGAGCGGCAAUCUCCCUUCUCGACGCCGUAUACCUUCCUCUUCAUAUUCCGGACGCGACGUUCACUUACAUCGGAUACGGCCUGCCGCGGGUUGGAAACCAAGCGUUCGCAAAUUAUGUUGAUACAGGGCCAACCAAUGUGACGCAUGUCAAUAACGAGGAAGACCCGAUCGCCAUCGUCCCGAGCAUGUCCCUUGGCUAUGUUCAUCCUUCUGGCGAGAUACAUAUCGAGGAUUGGGGCGAUUGGGAUGCAUGCCCAGGCCAGGAUAAUCCCAGCCCCCUCUGUAUUGUUGGGGACGUUCCGACCGUUCUGCUAGGCAACAUCCUCGACCAUAUCGGGCCCUAUAAUAGGAUUUACAUGGGUUGUGGGGUGCAGUCGAUUAUUCCUUGA